Molecule: messenger RNA, 2895 nt
Organism: Olea europaea var. sylvestris
Lineage: Eukaryota; Viridiplantae; Streptophyta; Magnoliopsida; Lamiales; Oleaceae
Exons: 7
Coding region: 188-2311 (707 amino acids)
Source: RefSeq, a predicted model, not a curated record
UCCAGAAAACAAAACCCACCUUCGUCUCCCCAUCGCACCGCUACAAUACACUAUCCCCCAGAUUCUCUCCGGCGAACGGACUUUCCAAUCCCCAUUGUACCCUACGAAAACUCCAUAAUUCCCAUCGAAUCCUAAACCCACGUCUCACACACAUACAUACACUGUAUCAAUACCUCAUAAUGCUCGAAUGGCUCAGUACAGGCAAUCCGGAGGUUUCUUCAACGGCUAUGGCGGCAUGCGAAACGGCGGCGAUCACCUCUCGAUCGGAGUGCGAGGUGGCGGAACCACUUCCUCGGCCCCGUACCACCACCGCCGUCGAUUGAAAGAGCCGCACAGUUACAAGAUCUCGAUCAGAUGCUGCAUUGUGAUACUCGCCUUCAUUCUCUCCAUUUCGGCUUUUUUCUAUUUUGCUUUGCAAACUAAAGCAGAAACAAACUGGCAUAGGGCUCAAGACGAUGAUAUAGAAAAUGAUACCGAUUUUCUCAUGAACGUGACCCGAACGCAGAAAUCCGAAGAGCUCAAGUUUGGACAUGGAUCUGUUUUGCAUGGUCGGGAUUCACGUUAUUGGGACAAGGACGACAGAAGAAGAGAUGAAGAUUACAGUGAAGAGGAAAUGGAGCGAGGCUGGGAUGAUUCCACAAAUAAGGUUCACGCUGCAAUGAGAAUUAGGGAUAAGAAAUCUUCUACUUCUGAUUCUCAUAAAGUUUUAAAUAACAGAAGAAAUGGUUUAUACAAUGAGGCCGGGCGUGACGAACUAAAAAUGUAUGAAGCUGAAUACGAGGCUUCUUUAAAGGGUACUGAACAGUCAAAACAUGUACAUAGCAAUAAAAAUCAGCAAUCAGGCGAUGCUGCUUGGAGGAAGCAUGGAUCUGCUGAUGCUGAUGAUGAAUACGAUGAUGGUAUCGAUUUACAGGAUGACCAAAUCGAAGAAUAUGAUGAUGUUGGACAUGAUGAUGAGGAGCAUUCUGGUGUCCAUGAAUCCCGUAGCACUGAUGGAGAAUCUUCUCACGUGCACAAUUCUAGAGACAAAAUCCGAAAAAAUAUUGAGGAGGCUGUUAAAGUUUCCACUGAUUUGUCCAACGAGGAAUCACUUCCAAACUCUCAGCAUUCCAAAGUCAUUGUCAAUUCCAGGCAUGUCAGUUUUCUUGAUGGUCAAUCUGUUCGAAGAACAACUCCUGAUAGGCGCUCAGGUUCCAAAAAGAAGACAAAACGUCGGAGAACCUCUGGUUCCUGUGAGAUGAAGAUGUUAAACGCAUCUUCACUGCUUGUAGAGCCUUUAGAAAGUAGAAAAUUUGCAAGAUUUUCCCUACAAUAUACAGAAACAGAAGAGAAACCCAUUGAAGAGGAAAGAUGGGAACCCAAAUUCGCUGGACAUCAGAGUCUCAAAGAAAGGGAAGAAUCCUUUACUGCCCGUGAUCAGAAAAUAAACUGUGGCUUUGUGAAAGGUCCAACAGGAUCUCCAAGUACAGGAUUCGACUUGGCUGAAGAUGAUGCAAAAUACAUUAGUAGUUGUCACAUUGCUGUGAUGUCUUGUAUAUUUGGGAAUUCAGAUCGCUUGAGAUCACCAAUGGGUAAAACGGUCUCUCGUCUGUCAAGGAAAAAUGUAUGUUUUGUAAUGUUUGUGGAUGAAAUUACUUUACGCAUGCUUUCUUCAGAAGGUCAUAUGCCAGAUAGAAUGGGCUUUAUUGGGCUGUGGAAGAUUGUGGUUGUGAAGAAUCUUCCUUACACUGACAUGCGGAGAGUUGGGAAGAUACCAAAGUUUUUGCCACACCGUCUUUUUCCUUCAGCCAGGUACUCAAUUUGGUUGGAUAGUAAACUUCGCCUCCAACUCGAUCCGAUGCUUAUCUUGGAAUAUUUCCUAUGGAGGAAAGGUUAUGAAUAUGCUAUAUCUAAUCACUAUGACCGCCAUUGUUUGUGGGAAGAGGUUGCCCAAAAUAAGAAGCUUAACAAGUACAACCAUACUGUUAUAGACGAACAGUUUGCAUUCUAUCAAGGCGAUGGGAUGAAAAAGUUUAAUGCAUCAGAUCCGAACAGGCUUCUUCCGAGCAAUGUACCUGAAGGGUCUUUUAUUGUUAGGGCCCACACACCAAUGUCAAACCUGUUCUCUUGCCUUUGGUUUAACGAGGUCGAACGGUUCACUCCUCGUGACCAGCUAAGUUUUGCGUAUACAUAUCACAAGUUGAGAAGGAUGAAUCCAGAGAAACCCUUUUAUCUUAAUAUGUUCAAGGACUGCGAGAGGCGAAAGAUUGCAAAGUUGUUCCAUCACAGGUCCGAGGAGAGAAGGAAUACUGCCGAACAUGAGACGGCAUAGUUUUCAACAUGAUGUUGAGUUUAUCUUAGAAACUGAUUCAUUUUUUUGCACAAAAUGAAUCACCAGGAGUAAACCGUUUCUUUCUGAGUAAUUUGCAAAGUUGCAGUGUGUUGAUUCUGAUAUCACACAAUGAGUAAAUUGCCAAAUUACCGUGAAGAAUGACAGUGCAUACUGCUUUAAUUGACAUGAAAAAAAAGAAAAAAAAAGUUCAGUUUUGGUGGCUCCUCAUUCUGCUUGGAGGAAAAUGGAUAUUAAAUUCCUGGAGCCCAUGUUCAUUUUAAUCUCCAAUGUCAUAUGGAAGAUAGAAAUAUGAAGCACGCAAUAUUUUUAUACUAGAUAUUCAAUAAUGGUCAUUCAAUUUCACUCUACUUUUUCAGAAUUCUUGGUGCCAUUUUGUUCUAGAAUGAUAUAUUUUAGUGGGAUAUUCAAUUCUGUACAAGACAUGAUGCUUGGGUAUUUUCUUAUAGGAUUCUGUAAUUUAGCCUUCAAAAACUUAUUUUCCUUGUAUAUGUUGACGGAUUUAUGUGGAUUUAGUAUUCUCCAAGAAUUUUAUUGAUUAUUUAUUAGUGUCCUGAAAUUUAUUA